AUGUCAGGUCAGUUGGUUCAAUGGAAAAGCUCCCCAGAUCGAGUUAUCCAAAGUGUUUCAACGGGAGCUCCACAUUCUCCCUCAACAGAUAGCGACAUGAACGAAACAAACGUUCCUGUUGAUGCGUUGGAAAACAAGGCUAAUGUCACGAACAUAGUCGACGGAAGUCCCAAAUCAAAUCCAAACCCUGUUAAAUUUAUGAAUACAAGUGACAUAUUCCAAAAAUCUUUGGGUUUACUCGACGAAAGUCCACAACAUGAUGAUGAGUUAAGUAUUGAGGUAGGAGAUAAUGGUCGACCGAAUACUAACAUAUCACACAACGAAAGAACUCCUGAUCUUGACCGGAUUGCCAACUUUUUCAAAAGUAAUCGAACCCCCGGCAAAGAAAAUCUCUUGACCAAAUACCAAAGCUCUGAUCUGGAAGAUACGCCUUUGAUGUCGAGAAAAAAGUUGAAUUUGCACACUACUACUAAUUCAUCGGAACAACAAACUUUCAAAAAGUUGAAGUCAAAUACUGAGUUUUAUUUUUAUAGAGAGCAAAAUGAUGGAGAGAAUAAUACGUCAUUAGAAGUUACAGAAGCGGAUGCCACUUUUGUACAGAUGGCUGAACAUUCUGUUGAUAAUUAUGACGGUGCACUUGAAGGAGUCGUUACACCCAAAAGAUAUAAAGACGAUCUAAUUCAAAGUGGAGGGGCGCGAGAUAGAGGGGUUCAAAAAACUGAAAUUACGACAUCAACAGGAUCACCUAAUUCAAUAAGUUCUUAUGACAAGAACGUAAUUACCGAGAAUGACUGGACCAUAAGAAAUGUAAACAAAGUUUUUGGCAAUAACGAAGAUGACACAAAGGCCACCGAGGAAGAAAAUGCAAUGAAAAAGAAAGGUGAGGACUGUUCAAAAGAUAAUAUCAGAGUACGAAAUAAUCAAAUAAUUCAAAGUAAUGAAUCGGAGGAGAUUAACGAAAUAGACAAGAAUCUGAACUUUUCGAGUCGAGAAAACGACGUGAACAACUCAUAUAUCGAUUUUGAGAAAAGUGCUGCGUCUGGCACUCCCUCACGCAACAAUGAAGAGGAAGAAAUGCCCUCCAUUGAGAGCGCAAGCAAUGGGGCACCAUCCAAGAGGUGGGUGUUCCGAUAUUCCAAAGACAAAACGGAGAAUAAUAGCAAUAGAUCCACGCAAGUAGUCAAUAAUCCGAGAACACAAGAAAUGCCCCCAGAUAGUGUUUCAAUUGAUACACAACCCUUAUCUAAAAGUUACAAUACUGAAGCAAAUAAUGAAUUGGAGACACAAAUAAUCGUUUCAUCACUUUCACAGGGCAUAUCUGCUCAAAGAGGACCUGAAUUUCAGUCUACUAGUCAAACAGAGGAAAUAAAAACCCAGAUAAUCAAUUCUCCUGAACAAAAUGCUCUGAAUGCGACCUUAGAAACUCCUGUUAAUCUUUCUCGAAUCAACUUUGAGCCCAUAUUAGAGGUUCCUGAGACUAGUUCGCCAUCUAAGAAUACGAUGUCAAAGCCCUCGAAUUCUUCGCCUAUUCCGAAGGAAAAGGACGCAUUUAAUGUGCAUGAGAAAGAAGAAGAAAUAAACAAUGUCUUCUCGAAUGAUAUUCAACAUUCUUCAAAUGCAGGUAUCGAGGAUGACAUUAUCAUAGCUGGUUCAUCCGAUUUUAAUGGGCAAAAGGAAAUAACCGAUAAAAUAUACCUACAACUCUCAGGAAAGCAAAGAUCUGAUUUAGGAAGUGAUGAAACAGAACGCAUGUCCCAAAAUGAGCUUGAUACAAAAAAGGAGAGUACAAUUAUGAGCGAGAUUGAACUAACUCAAGAGUUACCUGAAGUUGAAGAGCAACAAGAUUUUGAUGCUUCUCCAAAAGAGGUGAUAAACGAGGAAGUAACUCUGAUAGAGACAAGAAAAAGCAAGGCAGAGUCACUUCAAAUUCAUCCUGAUAACGCAGAAUACAACUCAGAUGAACCAGGCGGCACAGAAUCUUCGGAUGUGGUUUCGACUAAACAGGAAGGUAAGGGAAAGAACUCUGAACUUCAGAAAAAUCUCAUGCAGUUGUUUCCAAGUGAGUCACAAGAGAUCAUUCGGAACCGAAGAACGAUAAAGCGGCGUCAAAAGGAUACAAUAGAAAUUGGUGAGGAUGAGGAGAACAGAAGCGCUAAGGCAUCGCCCACAAAACGCUUCAAAAGAAGCUCAAAUUUUGAUACUGCUCCCAUCAAAAGGGAAGCGUCUUGCAGCAUCUCCAUACAAACAGGGGAUACAGGAUCUGACAAGGGUUCUAAAGAGCAGUCUUACGUGUUUCCUGAAAGCAUUAAAACGGAAGAUAAUAGUUUCUUAUCGAAGGAGAACAUAAUUUUUGGAAAUGCUGUAUGGUGUCAGUAUUCGUGGAAUUACAAAUUUUAUCCAGGUAUUCUACUGGAAGUUGACACUAAUCAAGAUGGUUGUUGGAUUUAUUUUGAAACAGGAAGGUCACUAACCAAAGGCGAGGACAUCUACUAUUUGGACAUCAGGGUAGGGGACGCAGUUACCUCUGAUGGAAAUGAGUACGUAGUGGUUGGUCUAGAAUGUCGUAGCCAUGAUCCCAAUACAAUAAGGUGUAUUCGAGGAUAUGAUACGGUUCAUUUGAAAAAGAAAAAUUCAAGCGGAUCGUUGGGGAAAAGAACCAUAAUCAAAGCUCUGAGCUCCAUUAGCCUUGACCUAAGCGAGUGGGCCAAAAGGGCAAAAAUAAUAUUGGAAGAUAAUGAAAAAACUAAAGGCGACGCAUACAGGUACUUGAGGCAUCCCAUUAGAGGAAGGAAGUCAAUGACCAACGUUCUGUCUCCGAAGAAACUCACUGAUGAUGAAAAAGGGAUGAACGCCCAUACUAGUGUGCAUAAUAACGAGCUGGAAUCGAGCUCCGAAAAGAAGGAAAUUAUUAAAAAGGAUACGAAGGACUCAUUAUCAGAGUAUGUGGGAGUUCCAGGCUUACUUUUUUCUUCCGGAGAAAUCAGAAAGGGGAAUGUAUUUGAUAAAUGUAUUUUUGUUUUGACAAGCUUAUUUGAAAAUAGGGAUGAACUGCGUCAGAUCAUUGAAUCGCAAGGCGGUACUGUGAUUGAGUCUGGAUUUUCCACUCUAUUUAAUUUCACUCAUCCACCAGCUAAGCCUCUAAUUAAUAAAGGGAAUUUAGAGAAUAUUCGGGAAUCAAUCAUGAAACUAAUCUGGAAACCUCAUUCCUUAUUUACCGAUUACAGGUUCGCUUGCCUGAUCACGAAACGACAUUUAAGAAGCUUAAAGUACUUAGAAACUUUGGCGUUGGGGUGGCCUACACUACAUUGGAAAUUUAUAAGUGCAUGCAUUGAAAAGAAAAGAAUAAUGCCAUACUUGAUAUACCAGUACUUAUUACCUUCGGGUGAGAGUUUCCGGUUAUCGUCAGAUUACCAAUCAAAGGGAGGAAUUAUCAAAUCUAACAACAUUUUCUCAUUUUAUACAGAAUUCUUACGGGGAUCUAAUUUAAGAGAUCAGAUAUGCGGAGUGAGAAAACUGCUACAUGACUACAUUGUUAUUAUAUGGGGUAGAUCUGAAUUGGACAGUUUUGUCAAAUUCGCUUUUGCUUGUUUGAGCGCAGGUAGAAUGCUUACAAUUGAUUUGCCCAAUAUCGAUGUGGAUAAUACGGAACCAUUAUUAAAUACUUUAGGCUCUUUAGUGCCCAGAAUAGGAUCAGCAUUGUCUGAUCAAAAAUUGAAGUUUCUCAUAUAUGUUAACGAAAAUAACGGUAAAUCCCAGAUGAGGCUUCUUGAAAAAUUGAGAAGUCAAGUAACUGUGAAAUUUAAAAACCUUGAUUAUAAAUUUCACACCGAAUCAAAAGAAUGGCUAAUCCAGACAAUAAUUAACGAGGAUACUGGUUUUCACGAUGAUGUUACGGAUAAUGAUAUAUAA
Molecule: messenger RNA, 3909 nt
Organism: Saccharomyces paradoxus
Lineage: Eukaryota; Fungi; Ascomycota; Saccharomycetes; Saccharomycetales; Saccharomycetaceae
Gene: RAD9
Product: chromatin-binding protein RAD9
Exons: 1
Coding region: 1-3909 (1302 amino acids)
Biological process (GO): DNA damage checkpoint signaling; positive regulation of transcription by RNA polymerase II
Cellular component (GO): nucleus
Molecular function (GO): histone binding
Source: RefSeq, a predicted model, not a curated record